AUGGCUCCCUUCAAAAUCGCCAUCAUCGGCGCCGGCCCCUCAGGUUGCAUGCUCGCCCGCCUGCUCGUCCACUCCCAAUCCCAGGCCCAAAUUCCUCCCUCACAAUCUAUCACCAUCACAAUCUUCGAAUCAGAACCAACUCCCAAUUUUCGCGCCCAAGGCGGUACAUUGGAUCUACACCCCACCACCGGGCUCGCCGCCGUCAAAACCGCCGGCCUCUACUCCGAGUUUCUGAAAUACGCGCGUUUUGAUGGCUCAGCCAUGCGAAUCACCAACAAGAAGCUCAAAACGUGGUUUUCAAUUCCGGCGUCAGAUGGGGAUGGAAAGGGGAAUCCGGAGAUUGAUAGGUUCCAGUUGAGGACGAUGUUGAUUGAUGCUUUGCCUGAGGGGGAAGGGAGCGUGGAGUGGGGGCUUAAAUUGGAUGGUGUUGAGGAAGAGGGAGGGAAGAUGAGGUUACACUUUGCGAAUGGGGAGGUUAGGGAGGGGUUUGACCUGGUGGUUGGUGCUGAUGGGGGAUGGAGUCGGACGAGGAGGUAUUUGGAUGAGCAGCAGAGACCGGUGUUUUCUGGUAUCUCGAAAUACGCGCUUACUAUUCCCGAUGCCGCGAAAAUUGCACCGGAAUCUUCCAAGUUGGUGAAUAGAGGCUCAUUGUUUGCAUUUGGCGACGGGAAGUCGAUUUCGGGACAGCAGCUUGGAGACGGGGGGAUUGAUGUAGGAUUGUAUGUGCAGUUUCCUGAUGGCAAGGCGCCGGAAGAGGCACUGGGGAAGAAAGAGAUACAGGACAUGUUUGCGGACUGGACUCCAGAGCUGAAAGAUAUGAUUGAUAAGGCGGAAUUGGAAAUGAAGGUUUAUAACCUUCACUAUCUACCUGAGGGAUAUAGAUGGGUUCAUCGAAAAGGCGUCACGCUUCUCGGUGACGCAGCACAUCUGAUGACGCCGUUUGCAGGCGAGGGCGUCAAUUUGGCUUUUUAUGAUGCGAUGAAAUUGUCAAAAGCUGUCAUUGAUGGUUUGCAGACAGGCGGUGUGGAGGAAGUCAAUGCUCGAAUUAAGGCUUUCGAGGAGGAUAUGUUUGUUCGUGCGGGACAUGCGCAGAGAAUAACGCAUGGAAUGAUGGCGGAUAUGUUCUUCACUGCAGGAGCGCCAAGAAGUAGUAUGCAGAAUUGGUUGUUGAGGAGGGUGGGCUUUGAUAUUAGGGAGAAUUGGUGGGCGCCGGUUGUGUAUCCGGUUUUGUGGGCGGUCUUUCAUGGGGGUUAUGCGGUCUUGAGGGUGUUCUAUUAG
Molecule: messenger RNA, 1278 nt
Organism: Cadophora gregata
Lineage: Eukaryota; Fungi; Ascomycota; Leotiomycetes; Helotiales; Ploettnerulaceae
Exons: 1
Coding region: 1-1278 (425 amino acids)
Molecular function (GO): FAD binding
Source: RefSeq, a predicted model, not a curated record